Dicrocoelium dendriticum is the source of this 1556-nucleotide messenger RNA. Lineage: Eukaryota; Metazoa; Platyhelminthes; Trematoda; Plagiorchiida; Dicrocoeliidae. The record is from the annotation of a GenBank genome assembly.
AUGUUGUCGAAUCUUCAGGUUCAGGAUCUGUUGGCACAGCUGACCAAAUUGUUCUCCGACCAACUAUUGCAUGGUCACUCUGCCAAAGACAACGGCAGUUUGCCAACGCAUCAACCGCAAAAGGUGGAAGCGAUAGAAGACAAGUUAGAAAAUCAUCAUUCCCCUGCCACAACCCCAGGCGCAGCAUGGGAUCAACGUGGACGUGAACUACUGCACGCGUUAUCCGAGUCAGUUGCCACAGCCUCCGCCAGGAACAAAGAAGCCACACUGCCAAGGCCAACAACAGCGGAACAAGCACAAACGAGCACAGUAAUACUAGACGGGCAACACCAGUGUUCAGAGGGAAUGGAGCAAACGCUGGUAAAAUGGACAAGUACAAACCCCGAAUGGAUGAGAAAUCCUGUGGAGGUACGGGUGACAAACAAACAACAGAUGUACAAGUCAGUAGCAACACCAACACCGAAUGGUAUCCAUUUCCCUACCGAAGAAGAUCAUCUGGAUCCGCCGGAGGUAACAGUUUGUCAUCUUCCGCCCCUCUGCUGGUCCUCAGAUCAGGUCCUUUACUGGCUAACGGAAUACGCCUGCCUGCCUGGUGGGUGCCUCGAGGAAGCGAAGCGAAUGCGUUUGGACGGAAGGCAACUUACUACUCUGCCCAGCGGUAAACUCGACAAAAUGCUUUGUCUGAAUGAUCCUGGUCUGCAGCGAAAACUUCAACUGGCUCUGGAAGAUCUUAGAGUACAUGGCUCUCCUGGCAUCUCUCACUGUCCCGGGCCUAGUCACAUUCGCCCACAUUGGGUUUGUGAAGUUUGGCUGCGACGUUACCUGGGUCUGGCUCAACUUGCACCCUCCUUCGCUGUGCGUCGUGUUGAUGGGCGUAUGUUGGCCAGCUUGGCAAUUUACAAAGCUUCCAAACGCACAGGCAGCAGUUUGACAGGAGCACAAAUUGAAUUGAAGUACCAAGAUGCUAACCCAGUCCCACCUACCGGCGUUCUGCAUCUGGCCAACACUCCCAACGGUACAGAACAUGAGCUCUCUACGCCAAUGAAAAAUGAUAGCGGAAUUUGGCGAGGAGCAAGUCGGAAAGAACUGUGUCGUAUCCUGCUGGGAAUUAGUCGGGAUAAUUCCGGGAAUGGCGCGAACGUGAGCGGAGCAGAGUUGCCUCAGACGGCCAAGCUUUUGCUGGGGAAGCGAGAAGCGUACAGUUUGCGGACGGGAAUAGAACUUUUACGUCGGUUCGAUUUCAACAUAGAGAUGUUAGAAAAUGCGCAACGACAGUGUGAGGAUGUGGACGACAAUUUACUGUUGUGGACUAACGAACGCGUGGCUAAGUGGUUGCGGGGUUUAGGACUUCAGGAAUUCACUCAAGGAAUUGAAGGUACUGGCUUGCAUGGAGCCUACAUGGUCCUGGAUCCUCAAUUCGACACCAACCGCUUGAUGAAAUACAUUCAUUUGCCAGCCAAUGUGGCUUCCUUGUAUCAGUUGGAUUCGCACUUACAGGCCCUGUUAAAGUCAGCAAGGCUACGCGAGGGUAAUUUAUGCACAAAACAGUGAGUUUC